Messenger RNA from Closterium sp. Naga37s-1, 1413 nucleotides. NCBI's taxonomy places the organism in Eukaryota, Viridiplantae, Streptophyta, Zygnematophyceae, Desmidiales, Closteriaceae. The record is from the annotation of a GenBank genome assembly.
AUGCGGAAUAUACAUAGGCCUACUCUGCCUAUUCCCUUCCGCCCUGUCGGGUGGCGGAACGCGAAUCACGCUUCCCCCGCGCCGCUCCUGCCCGUUUUACACGGGCAAGAAAUUCCUGAAAAAAACGCUGGACUCCGCCACGUGGCCGCACCAUCCGCCGGAGAUCCCGAGGGCAUCCGGGGCGACACGCGCCGCAACUGGGCGUCCGGGGGAAUGAUCGGCGCAAGGCGGUGGCAGUGGAGGGGGGAAAAGAAGGACCUCUCGGCGGAAGCCGCAGGGGAAGCCGUGGGGGAGGAGGAGGACGACGGGGGGAAUGCGGCCGCCGCGCGCACCGCACCUCGAUCAUUGUCUCAAGCUGCUGCCGAUUCGGGCGAUACUAAUACAUUAGGCAGCAAUGUAGGCAGCAGUACCACUGACAGUAGUACCAUCCAGAUUGAAAAGCUCAAGAGGGGAAUCGCGCGGCCCAUUUCCGGCGCUAGUGGAGCCACUAAGACUCCCCUCUCCAGCUCAUCCACGUCAGCAUCCGCGUCAGCGACGACCCCCAUCGGCAUCAGCCCGCAUUGGAGCUAUUACUGUACGGACAGAUGCGGUGUCAUGUGGAAACCAAUUCGAGUGUACGUGGUGUGGUACGGUUACUUCUCCGAGGCGCAGAAGCACCUCGUUCGUACGCUCACCAGGUCGUUCAGUCCGAGCGACGAUCCCGCCGUUACAGUUCCCCUCUGGUGGAACAUCAACCGGCUUUACUACGACCAGCAGGGGCGUUUCAUCUCGUCGAACGUAACGUGGGUGAAGGAAAAAGAUGACACGGGGUACUCCCGGGGGAAGAACCUGUGGCUGGAUGACGUGGAAGCAGUGGUCGCCACGGCCAUUGCUACGAGCGAGCUGCCUUAUGACGAGGAUGGAGUGUACUUUGUGCUCUCGGACCAAUACGUGAACCAGCAUCGCUACAACCUCGCUACAUCCUACAAGAUGCAAGAUCCUUCCUUCUCGCCUCUCCCUCUCAUCGCCUGUCGCCCCCCAACGCCCCUCAAACCCCCUCCCUUGUCCCCGCAGCAAUGGAGCACAACGGACAAGUUCUGCGCCACGUUCUACGGGUGGCACUUCUUCGGCUCCCCACUCGGCCCUUCACAUCCCCCCUCAUUCCUUCCUCUCCCCCCUUCCCUUCCCCCGUCCCCGCAGCAAUGGAGCGCAACAGACAAGUUCUGUGCCACGUUCUGCGGGUGGCAUUUCUUCGGCUCCGCGCCCUCCCAAGGCAGCUUUAUCUACUCCUGGGUCGGCCGCGCCGACCGCCUCUGCCCCACGUCCUGUAUCGCGUCUGACAUUCGCACGGCCAGCAAGGCACCGAAUAAAGACGUGGGCAUGGAUGCUCUGCUCUCCGUGUUCGCGCACGAGCUGGCAGAGGCGGAGGAAUGA